AGAGGGUGUGUGAGUGGUGGGGGGGAUGUGCGCCCCUCUGCUGCUCGGUACGCGGAGGUGUGCGCUCCUCUCUCUCUCUCUUGAUCCUGCUUUUGUAUCGCUUCGGAGGAGAGAACCCACAGGACACCUUUGGAUGCAAUCAUGUCACGGCCGCCGUGUCGUUUCCACGGCAGCAUCCUCUGAAUAAUAGAGGCUGUUUUAAUCCACGCAGGCGUCAAAGGGACCUUAAGGAAUAAAGCUAUGGGUGGGCAGAUAACGCGGAAUGCUUUGUACGACUCCCUCGGAGGCCCAUUCCCGUCCACGUCGCAUCGAUGCCACCACAAAUCCAAAAGGUGUCUGCCGAUCCAGUGCAGCAGCGUUGGUGGGCCGUUCCUGGUAAGCCCGCUCCUUUUCCAUCCAAACACCAAGGGGUCUCAGAUAGUCAUGGACCUGGCCCAGAAGAGCGUAAAGAGGCAGGCCAGCUUCUGCAACGCCAUCACUUUCAGCAACAGGCCCAUUGCACUGUACGAGCAAGUCCGCCUCAAGAUCACUAAAAAGCAGUGCUGUUGGAGUGGCGCUCUGCGUCUAGGCUUCACCUCCAAAGACCCCUCCAGGAUAAACCCAGACAACCUGCCAAAGUACGCCUGCCCCGAUCUGGUGUCCCAGAGCGGCUUCUGGGCCAAAGCUCUGCCUGAAGAGUUUGCUAAUGAGGGAAACAUCAUUGCCUUUUGGGUCGACAAGAAAGGCAGGGUUUUCUACCGCAUUAACGAGUCCAGUCCCAUGCUUUUCUUCAGCGGAGUCCGCACAGCUGAGCCCCUUUGGGCCUUGAUCGAUGUUUACGGCCUGACCCGUGGCGUGCAGCUUCUAGACAGUGAGAUCGUUCCUCCGGACUGUCUGCGACCACGUUCCUUCACCACGGUGCGUUCCUCCUCCCUUCGGCGUGAAGCUGACGACUCCCGCCUCUCCAUCAGCCUGUGUGAUCUCAACCUGCAGCAGGAGGAGCGAGGCCCCACCCACUCUCACCGCCACACCCUCCACCUGGCCUCAGCUUCCUCCUCGUCCUCCUCUUGCCCCAUCCCCCAGAACUCCCUUAACUCGCAGCAGUCCUCCAUGCUGCCCUCCGCCCUGGAGAGCGACCUGCAUUUCCACCAACUUCGCGGCGCAAACAUCAAGACGCUUGACGAGCAGACCGUGGCACGGUCUGAGCACGCCCGGGAGGAGCGGACGUUGGUCUUCACCAACCGGCCCUUGCGCACUGGAGAGACCGUCUUCAUCAAGGUCACCAAGUCCAGCCCGGCACGCUCAGGCUCAUUGUCCUAUGGGGUAACCUCCUGCGACCCAGCAGUACUGCGCCCCAGCGACCUGCCAUACAACCCAGAGGCUCUGGUGGACAGGAAGGAAUUCUGGGCCGUGUGCCGGGUACCGACUCCUCUGCAGAGCAGCGACAUCCUGGGUUUCCUGGUUAACCAAGAAGGAGAGGUUAUCCUCAGCCACAACGGCACCGAUGUGGGUAUGCAGGUGUGUGUGGACAACUCCCGCCCCCUCUGGAUGUUCUUUGGCCUGCAUGGAGCUGUGACGCAGCUGAGGAUUUUGGGCUCCACACAUGCUGGGGAUCCACGGAUCACAUCCAACCCCAGCUCGCCCUCCUCCUCUCCACACACCCCCAACGCCCUGGGAAGCGGCAUCUCCGAUCCGGUCCUGAACGGAGGCCUGUGUUCUGCUGCCUACUGCGGCUCAGCGGGUGGAACGAACCCCAGUUCGCCGGUCAGCCUCCCCAAGUCGCCCACGUUCCCUUCAGGCCGGGAGCCGUGUUCCGAUGAGUGCUCCAUCUGCUACGAGAACGCGGUGGACUCGGUCAUCUACACCUGCGGACAUAUGUGUCUGUGCUACGCCUGCGGCAUCAAGCUGAAGAAGAUGUCCAAUGCCUGCUGUCCCAUCUGCAGGAGACAGAUCAAAGACAUCAUCAAGACCUAUCGCAGCACGUAAAGAGAGCCGAGGCGCAGCUUCGCCUCAGAGUUUAACUAAGAGACGGUGACGCUCAGGGAACUCUGGUACUUUGACCUUCUCCUUUAGUUUCAGGAAGGUCUUUGAAAAGUGGCUCGGUGUUCCAGGUCUGCUCCACUGGGAUUGUAAAAACCUCUCAGCCAGGAAGAAGAGGAAGCUGAACUCGUCUCUCACAUGGAGAGCCUUCAGCCUUUGGGAUGAACAUUGGGUAAAGCACAUCUGUGCAGGUCAUCUUCUCAGUACAUCACAACUUGUGUCUGUGUGCUACUGGUUGCAGUUUGGCUUUUUAUGGUGAUUUUUCCGUGUGUGUUCAGAGACACCUCGCCUGGCAGUGCUGAGUUUCCAAGUAGGAUUGUAAUCUCUCGUGUUCUCGUAUAAUCUAAAGUACCUUGAUGGUAGUUUUUCUUUCAGAUGUGGGUAGCUUUAUCGUCGUGCUAGCUAGCUGCUUGCUCUGCAGUGUGGUAUGUUGCACUGAAAUCAGCGUUUAUUGAGACUCAACUGCUGAAAACGAUCUCAAACCUGCAUAAUCUGCAGCUCUGAUUUCUAAAAGAAACCAGUCAUUUGGUUACUCCUCAGGGCCAGCUGCCAUUUCCUCAACGCGGUUCUUCUCCCAGUUUAACCAGAAACAACAAAUCAAACCUGAUGCACUGUGAGUGUUGAUUAUAAAGCGUCCUCCCCAUCACAACAAAGGAUUGUUGCCAUCAGCCUCCUGCCUUAACACACAGAAUUGCUUCUGUGCUUUUUUUUUGUUUUUCUUUUCCAAAAAUCCCCCACGGAGAACCAAAUGAUGCUGCUUCGUGGCACAGACUGCCACAGUUGUUCACUCAGAGGAGAAACAAAAGCACACGAAUCAAACUAUUUUUCUAGAAAUUUAUUUUACCUUCUUGAUUAUUUUCAAUGUAAGAUACAUUCUGUGAGAGAAGUUUCAUCAGCAGCAGAGAUCCUUUACAGAAACCUUCCUCUUUCAAUUUUCAAUGAUUUUUAGCCCUGAACUUUGAGUAUAUCAUUUAUAUUUAUUGUAAAAAAAAAAAAAA
This is a messenger RNA of Cyprinodon variegatus (sheepshead minnow), 3017 nucleotides long. RefSeq names its product neuralized E3 ubiquitin protein ligase 1 (gene neurl1aa). The transcript is spliced from 6 exons. NCBI's taxonomy places the organism in Eukaryota, Metazoa, Chordata, Actinopteri, Cyprinodontiformes, Cyprinodontidae. Bases 241 to 1965 code for a protein of 574 amino acids. Gene Ontology annotation, biological process: negative regulation of Notch signaling pathway; nervous system development. The record is from RefSeq and is a predicted model, not a curated record. Gene Ontology annotation, cellular component: plasma membrane; postsynaptic density. Gene Ontology annotation, molecular function: ubiquitin protein ligase activity.